Messenger RNA from Vanrija pseudolonga, 1696 nucleotides. It is a transcript of the gene CLP1, whose product is annotated as mRNA cleavage and polyadenylation factor CLP1. Gene Ontology annotation, cellular component: nucleus; mRNA cleavage factor complex. Gene Ontology annotation, biological process: tRNA splicing, via endonucleolytic cleavage and ligation. NCBI's taxonomy places the organism in Eukaryota, Fungi, Basidiomycota, Tremellomycetes, Trichosporonales, Trichosporonaceae. Gene Ontology annotation, molecular function: polynucleotide 5'-hydroxyl-kinase activity. The record is from RefSeq and is a predicted model, not a curated record. The coding region runs from base 51 to 1619 and encodes 522 amino acids. The transcript has 5 exons.
CUUGUCGUUGCUCUCAUUUUGCCCAGCUCGACGCAGUCCACCUCAGAGCCAUGACUGACGACGGCGAGCAGGCCAUCCUGCAUCUCGAGACGGGCUCCGAGUGGCGCUUCGAGCUCGAGGCUGACGAGAACAUUGCGAUUAGGGUGCACACCAACGACCCGGUCUAUAUCAACGGCGAGGAGCUGCCCCCGACGACAUGGUACCCGAUCUACCGGAAUACCAAGUCGGCCGUCUACAGCCCAAGCGAGGCGCGAUUGGAAGUGUCCACCUACCCGGCAUCACAAUACACCUCAACCUCGACGACCCAGCCCCACCUGAACUCGCUCCACCUCGCCCUUGAGCGCCUGCGAAUUCUUGCGCGCCGAGGGCAGGCGAGUGACCCCACAGCGCGCGGCCCACGCGUGCUCGUCCUCGGCCCACCGAGCUCGGGCAAGACGACGGUGGUCAAGAACCUCGUCAACCUCGCCCUCGGCUCGGGGCUGGGGUGGAACGUCGGCGUCGCGGGCCUCGACCCAGCAAGUCCAUCAAACCUCAUCCCCGGCACCCUGUCCCUCGCGACACCCACACACCCGCUGCCAACGCACCACCUCGCGCAUCCGUUCGGCUCUCCGCCUGCAUCCGUCCCGUCCAACACGCUGAGUGCAGACGUGUCCACCUUGGGAUGGUGGUAUGGCGGACUGGAGCCCACGACCCGCGGGCUUCCCAUCUGGACCAAGCUGGUCACGGCGAUGGGCGAGGCGUGGUCCGCGCGGUGCGCCAAGGACCCUACAGUGCUCGCCUCGGGCCUGUUUGUAGACGCGCCAAGCUCGUUCACAAACCCGACACUUGGUCAGACAAAGGAGAACCCCAAGGCGCGGUAUCCCCUCCUCACACAGGCGGUCGACGCGUUCGAAGUCGACGUCGUCCUUGUCAUCGGGCAAGAAAAGCUCACCGUCGAGCUCAGCCGCCUGCUCGAGUCGCGCAACGUCAAGGUCAUUCAGAUCCCCAAGUCGGGUGGCGUGGUCGACGUCGACGACACCUACCGCGAGGUCGUGCACGCUGCGCAGGUGCGCUCGUACUUCUAUGGCGAGCCGGCGCUGCCCGCCAACCUCAGCAAACUAGUGGGGCGCACAGUACCCCUCGGCAUCUCACUCUCGCCAUACUCGUUCCAGAUCGGCUGGGACACGCUGCAUAUCCUGCGCGUAGGCGAGGGCUCGGCUGCACCCACCUCCGCCCUGCCGCUUGGUUCGACGCACAUUCUCUCGCCGACGAGACUGACCCGUGUCGAUCCUGGCGGACCAGCACACGUCGUCCGCCUCCUCAACACCGUGCUCGCCAUCGUGGCCAUCACGCCCGAGGACAAGAUCGUGCCGGAGGACAAGGUCAAGGUCGAGGAGGAGGAAGAAGUAAAGGAGGAAGAAGGCGAGGACACGCUCGACGCUGUCGCCGGCAAGGUCGAGCUCGAGGAGGACGAGGUCCCCUUCCGCGAGGAGAUUGGUUGGCGCGAGGUGCUCGGGUUUGUCGUCAUCACGGGCGUCGAUGCGCUCAAGCGCAAGUACACCGUGCUCUCGCCCAGCCCAGGCAAGCUCCCGUCCACAAUCGCCAUCGCGGGCCAGAUCGAGUGGGUCGACUCGGCGUAGAGAUAGAAACGAAACGUAGCACCGCGCACGCACAGCGCGACUCAUAGUGACCAGCCAUGCAUGUUGCCAGAUCCCCU